This is a messenger RNA of Chaetomium globosum CBS 148.51, 558 nucleotides long. RefSeq lists its product as uncharacterized. The transcript is spliced from 3 exons. The record is from RefSeq and is a predicted model, not a curated record. Bases 1 to 558 code for a protein of 185 amino acids. NCBI's taxonomy places the organism in Eukaryota, Fungi, Ascomycota, Sordariomycetes, Sordariales, Chaetomiaceae.
AUGCCCUCUGAGAAGCUCCACCACCGCGCCAUGUCCAUGUUCAGACGCAAGGCCGAUAGCAUGCAAAUACUGAACGCGGCCGUACCCUUCCGUGUCAGUCCCAGCUGCCAAGAGCAGGUACACGGUGUCGAGGCGGCCGUUCUCCGCUGCCGCUUCGAGAGCUGUACGGCCGGAGCCCUGGCCCCGGCGAGCGUUGAGGUCGGCGCCACGAGCGAUGAGGCGCUGGACCAAACCGACGUGCCCUUUUCCAGAGGCCAGUUGUACCGAAACUACAUAAGAACUGAUGGCGGUGGCGAGGGCAGUAUCACGAUUCGUUCCUCGUAUGGCGUUUAUGUCGACAUGGCGAGCGAGCAAGGCCUUGACGAUAUCCACGCGUCCUCGGCGGACUGCGAUGCGGAGUGGUGUAUCAUUGCGCCAAUAAUCCCAGUCCACGUCGACAGCACACCUCGCGUCAACAUCUUCACAGCUCUCGAGUAUUCUCUCGAUGAGGCCAAAUGGCAGCUCUCGAUCGAUGGUAGCACACAAGGUGAAACCGUCGGCCUUAUAUCCCGCCUCUAG